Messenger RNA from Nothobranchius furzeri (turquoise killifish), 1791 nucleotides. Its product is annotated as zgc:85777. Gene Ontology annotation, cellular component: cytoplasm. The record is from RefSeq and is a predicted model, not a curated record. Gene Ontology annotation, molecular function: flavin adenine dinucleotide binding; acyl-CoA dehydrogenase activity. NCBI's taxonomy places the organism in Eukaryota, Metazoa, Chordata, Actinopteri, Cyprinodontiformes, Nothobranchiidae. Gene Ontology annotation, biological process: fatty acid beta-oxidation using acyl-CoA dehydrogenase.
AUUUAAUUUCUGACCAUAUAAAACGAUUUCUUCUGUUUUAAAGUGUGAAGUAAACUCCGACGAAGUAAAAUCCAAGCGGAUCCCGUUCAUGUUCAGGGUUACAUCCGUGUUUGUUUACCUUUUUUGCAUGCCAAAAUGGCAUCCACUAACUGAGAGUCACGUGGGGUCCGGAGCUCUAUAGAAAAGGUCUUUUCUUCUUUCUUCUUCUUUCUAUGAUGGAUUGGAGAGAGACAAGUCCAGAGAGUGUCCCCCACCUCUCACUUAUGACUGCUGCAGAUUGACACGAAUUCCCUGUGACCCUAGUGAGGACACAACAGCCUAGAAGACGAGGGAAGGUUAACUGCACCUUUCUGAGAACAAAGUGACGUAAAACCCUGACUCAUUCGAUGCAAAUGGUUAAUGGAAAUGCCUUAGAAAGAGAAUGAAGACCUUGAGAUGGAAAAGCUCAUCGACCAGGAGAUUAACCCUUACGUGGACAAGUGGGAAGCAGAGAGAACGUUUCCAGCGCACAAAAUAUUCAAGAUCUUGGGAAACGCUGGUUUUCUGGGAGUCAGCAAACCAGUUGAGUUUGGAGGUUUGGGACUGGACUUCAGCUACAGCGUGGCCGUGGCCGAGGAGCUGGGAAACAUCCGCUGUGGGGGCAUCCCCAUGGCCAUCGGAGUCCAGUCUGACAUGGCCACUCCAGCCCUGGCCAGGUUUGGUUCAGACCAGCUAAAGAAAGAGUUCCUGCUGCCUUCCAUCUUGGGGGACAAAGUGGCCUGUCUUGGUGUUAGUGAAGUCGGAGCAGGCUCUGAUGUCUCAAGUAUCAUGACCAAGGCAGUGAGGAAAGGGGAUGAAUAUGUGAUAAAUGGAGGAAAGAUGUGGACCACCAACGGUACCCAGGCUGACUGGAUGUGCCUCCUUGCCAACACCAGUGAUGGACCUCCUCACAAGAACAAAUCUCUCAUCUGUUUGCCCAUGAACCUGCCAGGAGUUCACAUUGCCAGGAAGAUUGAUAAAAUGGGGAUGUGGUCAUCGGACACAGCUGAAGUGUUCUUUGAUGACGUCCACGUGCCGUGUAAGAACGUCAUCGGCCAGGAAGGUCUGGGCUUCACCUACCAGAUGCUUCAGUUCCAGGAAGAGCGGCUCUGGGCCGUGGCCAACGUCCUCACCACGAUGGACAGCAUCAUUCAGGAGACCAUCGGAUACACGCGGCAGAGGAAGAUCUUCAAGCAGCCUGUUCUUUAUCACCAGACGGUCCACUUCAGGCUAGCCGAGCUGCAGACGGAGGUCGAGCUGCUCCGCUCUCUCCUCUACCGUGCCACAGCGAUGUACAUUAAAGGGAACGAUGUCACCAAGCUAGCAUCCAUGGCCAAACUGAAGGCUGGGCGCCUGGCGAGAGAGCUGAGCGACAGCUGUCUGCAGUUCUGGGGAGGGAUGGGCUACACCAGCGAUGUGCUGGUCAGCAGGUUCUACAGGGACUCCAGGUUAAUAUCGAUCGGUGCAGGUGCUGACGAGGUGAUGCUGGGGAUCAUCUGCAAAUACAUGGAUACUCUUCCCAAGAAGUAACGCCCACCAGCUGCUCCUGUUAUGUCAUAAUCAUCAUUAAAAGCAUACUGAUCAUUUAAAAGAAAAAAAGCCUAAUGAAGUGCAAUUCAGCCAUGUGUGAACUUAGAAUUUUGAUUUUGAUCAUGUUUGCUAUUCAGAUGAAUCUAAGCAUUUUUUGUUAGUUUUGUUCAGUAGUUAAUAAUCCAUUUUAGAAAAAUAACCAUAUUUUUUUAGAAAAUAAAACAAAUUAUGUGAAUGAAGCAA